This is a messenger RNA of Eleginops maclovinus (Patagonian blennie), 7480 nucleotides long. Its product is annotated as trichohyalin-like. The coding region runs from base 107 to 7480 and encodes 2457 amino acids. The transcript is spliced from 3 exons. NCBI's taxonomy places the organism in Eukaryota, Metazoa, Chordata, Actinopteri, Perciformes, Eleginopidae. The record is from RefSeq and is a predicted model, not a curated record.
ACGCGCGUGCUGAAAAGAUUAACACUGUUCAGGGUCCGAUUUGCACCGAGCAGAACAUCUCAGCAAACUUCUCAAAAUACCAGCUGUACUCUAGACUAAAAGGGAGAUGAGCAAAGCAACAGAGGAUUUAGAUGACCAAACAGAACAGAAAUGGACAAUGGAAAAAAGAAAGCGAUCAGAUGAUGAACAAACCAUAGUGGAUAUGAAAACCAAAAUGGAGAUUAUUGAAAGACAAAGACAAUUGACAUGGGAAUUAAUAGGGAAGAUUGAACAACUUUGUGAAGAGGCACACAGAGAAAGAAAUGAAAGGGACUACCUGGAGAUAAAAACAGAGCAGCAACAGGAGGACAUCAUCAGACUGACAACUGAAAAUCAGAAGCAGCAUCUAUUAAUAAAUAGACUGAGAUCACAGAUAGAUUACAUUGAUAAACUUGAGGAGAUUAAAAAUGAAGCAGCUCAAGAAAAAUUGCUACUUCUGAAAAUGAGAACUGAAAUAUAUAGCGAAAAAGAGACCCUGGAAAAAAGACAUAAUGAGCUCUUCAAUGAGCGACACAAGUUAGAAAUGAUCAAGAUUGAAAGGGCAACACCAAAAUGUAAUGAUCCAAAAGAAGCAAUGGAGCAGAUAGAGGAGAUAACAGACAGUCUGCUCAGCCUCAUCGACAAAAAUAACAAAAUAAUGCUUGAAACAAAGCAGGAAAAAGAACAUAUGGAGAAAAUCAUGACAGACAUAAAGCAAGAGAUUAUUAGGAAUAAAAACAAUACUCCCAACCAUAGAGAACAACUCGAGCACAUCAAACAUAAUAUACAUUUAAAAUUGAACACAAUGAAACAAAGGUGGGCAGACAUUCAAAGAGCUGAGAGAGUUGAGCUGCAGAAAGCCGCAGUCCCAGAGAUGAGAAGCAGAGAAAGGCAGAAAGAAGGAAGAGAUGCCUUUGGCAUUGUGCAGAUUCACCUCAGCAAAUUCCAGAAGGACAUGAAGAAGCUUUGGGAUGAACUGGAGGAGAUGGUGCUGAAAACAGAGAGCAGUCAAAUUGCAAACAUUACAAGUGACUCUCAAAAGCAAAGAGAAGACACAGAUGUAAGCAUUAAAAUAACACAGUGGCAAACUGAGAUUAAAGCUGAUAUGCAGAGGCAACACAAAAACAUAGAGGAAAAGUUGGCAUGGGUCAAAUCUGAAAGAGAUGAAAUAGAUCAAAUCAAGACUAACAUACAGACUGAGAGAGACGACAUUGAGAGAGACAGGGAGAUAGCUAAUGCAGAAAUGAUUGCAUUGACUUGUGUGAGGGAGAGUACUGAAAGGCAAAUGCAGGAGCUGGAUGAAAAGUUACAAAGGACAAAGAAAGAAAUAAGAGAGAAAGAAGAGUUGAACAGUGAAAUUGAAAUAAAGAAAAAGGAGCUAAUAAAAAUGAUAAGAAUGAGUAAGAGAAAAAGUAAAGAGUCCAGCAGCAUAAUGGAAAAGGCGGAGCGUGCUAAACAAGACAUGCAGGAAGGACAAGACAAGACUGAGGAGCAGGUGAACAUGGAACAUACAUCUGAUGAGCAGAAGAAACAACUUCUUCUGGCUGACAGAACCAGAGACAUAACACAGCAAGUGAAUGCUGACAUGGAGAGACACAUUCCUGAAGUAGAAGAAAUCAGAAAGAUGCUGUGUGGGGUAAGAGCAGAUACAAAGCAGAGCAGGACAGACAUUACAGAAGAGAGAAAAAACAAAUGGAUUAAUUUUCAAUUUAAGAAAAAACAAAGAGAGCUCGACCAACAGAUGGAGAAAACCAUUAAAGAGAGAGAUGAGCUGGAUAUCAUGAAGGUAAAGAUAAAACAAGUCAGGGAAGAGAUGGAACAAAAACUAAAAGAUACAAUAACUACAUUUCUGAAUAUGGGGGAGAUAAAAGCUAGCAUGGAAAAAGCUACUACAGAGAUGAAGAGCACCAGGGAGGAGAUACUUCAAGUACAAAGGGAGAUGGUCCAGAACAAAGAACACAUCAACAAGUACAUGGAUAUGAUGACUUCCAAGAAAGUUCAGGUCAGCAAAUGGAUAUUGACUGACUCUGCAACAAAAAAGGCCUUUUCAGGGAAUACAUCUAAAGUUCAAGAUACACAAAAAAACACGGCAUCUCUCAAGGCUCAACCUUUGGAAAUUCCAACGGACAGAGACAGCAUUGAAGAUGCAAUUACAAAAGAGAAAAUAUCUUUGCAACAAUUUAAAACAUUGGAAGUCCGGCAUCUAAGUGAGGAUAUAAAGAAGCAAGAGCACAAUGUUUUCUUGCAGAUGCGGAAAGAACAUGAAGAAACAAUAAUGGAACAUGAUCAGACAAAAGAUGCAAUACAUUUGGAGAAUGAAAUGGAAGUGAAGAACCAGAUGUGCAAACUCAAAGAUAGAGAGGAGAAAAUAAGGGAGCAAAUAAAGUUUGCAAUCGAAAACAUGGAGGAAGAAGGUCAAGAGAUUAAAAAGCUCAUUAUGGAAAUAAAUGACCUGCAGAUCCAGAAACCAGAGACUGAAAACUGGUUACUAACUACAGGCAGGGUAAACACCACAGAUGAGAUCGUCAAGUAUGAAGUAAAUGUUCAAAAACAGAAGAACGGCCAAGGGGUGAAACAAGAAGAUGCUAAUAAUGUUCAUGAGCAAAAUCAAGGUCAGGAUUUAACACAACAUGUGCAGACCAAUCCUGAUGAGCUAAAUGAAGGGUUUGAUCAAAAGGACACAGCAAGUGAUGAUAUUCAAAGACUUAGGGAAGAGAUUUAUAAAACACAAAAUACCAUUAGACUAGUAAACCUAGAUCUUGAAAACCAAGCUGAAGAAAGCCAUAUCAACAAAAAUCAUGAGAAUAAAGAUGGGGAAAUUGAAGGAUUGCUACAAGAACUGAAAAGAUUCCAAGAGCUUUUAAAAAUGGUACAAACAGCAAUGAGGCAAAGAAAAAUGCAUCGAAAAGAAGAAAUCCUUAACAUGAAAUCCAGGAAAACUACAGCAAAAAUACAGGAAAGAAAACUGGAUCAGAGGUUGGAGAAAAUGAUGAGAGACAGAUAUGAAUUUGAAGUCUUGAAAAUAAAAACACAGAAACAAACAAAAGAGACCAAACUGAAGUUAGAAAAACUGGCUAACGUUAAGAGCACCAUAGAGAAAGUCGCUAGUAGGAAAAGACAGAAAAGUCAGAACAUAGACAUUGUUAUGGCGGAGACCCAAGUAAAACUGAGAAAGUUGGAAGACCUGAGCAGUAAAAUUGGGGCUACCAAACAAGAACUGGAAAAAAGACGUACUUUCUUAUCCAACGAAAGAACAGAACUUUUGACAGUCAACACUGAACUCAGGCAGAAAAAGGACGGAGAAUUUGCCUUGGAAAGUACUGACAAACUGAAGGAAGACAAUAACAAACGUGAAAGAGUGGAAACCGAUACACAAAGGGACGUGUCAGAGAACAGAAAGGGUAGGGAUAUUGAGGAAAUGGAACAUGAAAUCUCUAGACUCAGAUCAGAAAAUGAGAAACUUGAGAAAGAAAUUAAACUGACAAUGGAUCAGAAGAACAGUGAAAUUGAAAAACUGAAAGAGUCUUUAACUGAGCAUGUGAAACUACAGACUAAAAGUAAAGAGAUUGAGAUCCUUAAACAACAGAUUCAAGUUGAGAGGGAGAAUGUGAAAAAAGAAAGAGAGCAAGUUGAGGCAGAAGCACAAGACAUUAACCGUUUAAGAGAGUUCAUAAAAAGAGAGAAACAAGAGCUUGAUGACAAAACGCAAACUACCAAAAGAGAAAUAAGAGAAAUGGAGAUUCUGAAGUCAGAGCUGGAUAUAAAGAAAAAAGAAAGUCAAAAGGUAUUUCGAAGAAAUAUGCAGAAAAACGAUGAAAGUGAAUUAAAGUGGAAUGUCAUACAGAAAGAAAAGGGAAAAUUGAGGAUAGAGACCCAAAACAUGAGAAGAGAAUUAGACCAAAGACUGGAAGAAAUCAUGAGAGAGAGGUAUGAGUCCGAAAUGUUGUGGAUGAAACUAGACAAGCAGAAGGAGGAGCUGGCUGAAGAGAAGCAGAGAUUGAAAGUACAAACUAGUGAUAAAGCAAAAGUAGAGAUGGAGGAAAUGGUCAGCAUGACGGACAGUAUCCAAAAACAAAAAGAGGGGCUUGAAAACCGACUACAAGAGGUUAAAAGAGAAAAAAGGGAGGUUGAAAUGUUGAAGAAUGAGUUGGAGAACAAAAGAACAGCAAAUCAACAGAUGAUUCGACUAAGCAUUAAAAGAGAGCAGGAUGUAAAAAGCAUGUUGGCUGAGAUCGAACAAGAAAAACAUGCAUUCAGGAGGGAGAUACAGAAGAGGAAAAAAGAGCAUGACCAGCGAUUGGAGAGAAUCCACAGAGAGAGGGAUGAACUGGAAAUCAUGAAACUGAAGAUACAGAAAGAAAACGACCAGAGCAGAGGUGGAGCACUAGUGUCCAGCAUGGCCACAACCAGAAAAGUGCAAAAUGGUGUAAUGAAAAUGCAGUAUAAUGAUGCUGCAAGUGAGAAAACACAAGGAACACAGAGGACUUCUAAUCUUCAAAAUGAACAAAUUGACCAGGAAGAGAUAAAAGGACUGGAAUUGGAUGAAGAAGAGAAAAACGGUACGAAGGGAGAUGAGUUUAUAAAAAAACAAAGACUGAUAAGAAGUUCUAAACUGGUGAGUGAAAAAGUGACAAACCAGAGAAAGCCAAACCUUGUUGAAACACGUUUACAUUUUGAAAAAAAAGCGGAACAGCUGAAAAAAGAAAGAGAGAGCCUGGACAGAGAGAGUGAGGUGAUGAACAAAGAAAAGCUGGACUUGGAGCUAAUGAGGUCAGACAUCCUGAAACAAAGUGACAUUUUGGAACAACAGAGACAAUAUAUAAAAGAAGAAAGAAACAAGUUGGAAAUCACAAAGUCUGAUCUUCAAGUGUUGAAAGAACAUGCAGACAAUCAGCUUGAGGAGAUCAACAAAGAGAAAGCCAACAUUAAAGAUCUGACCCUUCAUCUUCAGACAGAAAAAGAUAAACUUGACAAUAACAUUAGCAUGAUUGUUUUAAAACAAGAAGAACAAAAACUCAAGGAGGACAAGCUCAGCAGACAAACACAACAACUGGAAACCAGAAAGACCAGUCUACUGGAAGAAAGAGAAGAACUGGAUCUUUUGAGGAAGGAUCUCAACAAAAAGAAGGAAGACGUUGAAACAGCCAUGAACACCAUCAAUGCAGAGAAAGAGAUACUCAAUCGGAUGCAGAGAACUACUGACAUGGAAAGAGCAGUGCUCAAGAAUGAAAAGGUCGGACUGGAACGAAGAAUGUCGGAUAUGAAAACAAGAGAGGGUCAACUAUUGAAUACGAUGAGAUCAAUUGGAAUUUUGAGGGGAAAACUUCAACAGCUGAAUGAACGGCUGAGAGAAGAAAUGAAAAACAAAAUGAUCAGACUGGAACAGAACAAGGAAGACAGAUUGAAACUGUUGAGUCUUUUGGAGCAAAAGCAUGUCGUUCUGGGUAAACAGAAAGAACAUAUGUCAUGUUACACUGAGACGUUAGUGAGGGAAAGAGAAGGGUUGAAGAUCAUGAUGUCAGAAAUUGUCGCUCACAGAAAGGAAAUGGGAAAUCAACUGAAACAAGAGGCAUUGUUCGAAAGGAGACAUCUUCUGGAACUGAAGGCAGAGUUGAAGAAAGAAAGAGAGGGCCUGGACAGAGAGAGUGAGAUGAUGAACAAAGAGAAGCUGGAUUUGGAGCUGAUGAGGUCAGACAUCCUGAAACAAAGUGACACUUUGGAACAACAAAGACAAGAUAUAAAGGAAGAAAGAGAGAAGUUAGAAAUCACAAUGUCCGAUCUUCAAGUGUUGAAAGAACAUGCAGAAAUUCAGUUUGAGGUGAUCAACAAAGAGAAAGCCAACAUUAAAGAUCUGACCCUUCAUCUUCAGACAGAAAAAGACAAACUUGACAAUAUCAUGACGAUGAUUGUUUUAAAACAAGAAGAACAAAAACUCAAGGAGGACCAGCUCAGUAGACAAACACAACAACUGGAAAUCAAAAAGACCAGUCUACUGGAAGAAAGAGAAGAACUGGAUCUUUCAAGGAAGGAUCUCAACAAAAAGAAGGAAGAGGUUGAAACAGCCAUGAACACCAUCAAUGACGAGAGAGAGAUAAUCAAUCAGAUGCAGAGUACUACUGACAUGGAAAGAGCAAUGCUCAAGAAUGAAAAGGACGGACUGGAAAGAAGAAUAUCGGAAAUGAAAACACGAGAGGAUCAACUAUUGAAUAAGAUGAGAUCAAUGGGAAUUCUGUGGGAAAAACUUCAACAGCUGAAUGAACGGCUGAGAGAAGAAAUGAAAAACAAAAUGAUCAGACUGGAACAGAACAAGGAAGACAGAUUGAAACUGUUGAGUCUUUUGGAGCAAAAGCAUGUCGUUCUGGGUAAACAGAAAGAACAUAUGUCAUGUUACACUGAGACGUUAGAGGGGGAAAGAGAAGGGUUGAAGAUCAUGAUGUCAGAAAGUGUCGCUCACAGAAAGGAAAUGGGAAAUCAACUGAAACAAGAGGCCUUGUUCGAAAGGAGACAUCUUCUGGAACUGAAGGCAGAGUUGAAGAAAGAAAGAGAGGGCCUGGACAGAGAGAGUGAGAUGAUGAACAAAGAGAAGCUGGAUUUGGAGCUGAUGAGGUCAGACAUCCUGAAACAAAGUGACACUUUGGAACAACAAAGACAAGAUAUAAAGGAAGAAAGAGAGAAGUUAGAAAUCACAAUGUCCGAUCUUCAAGUGUUAAAAGAACAUGCAGAAAUUCAGUUUGAGGUGAUCAACAAAGAGAAAGCCAACAUUAAAGAUCUGACCCUUCAUCUUCAGACAGAAAAAGACAAACUUGACAAUAUCAUGACGAUGAUUGUUUUAAAACAAGAAGAACAAAAACUCAAGGAGGACCAGCUCAGUAGACAAACACAACAACUGGAAAUCAAAAAGACCAGUCUACUGGAAGAAAGAGAAGAACUGGAUCUUUCAAGGAAGGAUCUCAACAAAAAGAAGGAAGAGGUUGAAACAGCCAUGAACACCAUCAAUGACGAGAGAGAGAUAAUCAAUCAGAUGCAGAGUACUACUGACAUGGAAAGAGCAAUGCUCAAGAAUGAAAAGGACGGACUGGAAAGAAGAAUAUCGGAAAUGAAAAUACGAGAGGAUCAACUAUUGAAUAAGAUGAGAUCAAUGGGAAUUCUGUGGGAAAAACUUCAACAGCUGAAUGAACGGCUGAGAGAAGAAAUGAAAAACAAAAUGAUCAGACUUGAACAGAACAAGGAAGACAGAUUGAAACUGUUGAGUCUUUUGGAGCAAAAGCAUGAUGUUCUGGGUAAACAGAAAGAACAUAUCUCAUGUUACACUGAGACGUUAGAGGGGGAAAGAGAAGGGUUGAAGAUCAUGUUGUCAGAAAGUGUCACUCACAGAAAGGAAAUGGGAAAUCAACUGAAACAAGAGGCCUUGUUCGAAAGGAGACAUCUUCUGGAACUGAGCAGAAAAAGAAGUGAAUGGUGA